CACAUGUUCACUCCGUCUGACAGUAUGUAGUGGGUGUGUCUUUGUUUUGAUAGCUAUAUUCAAGCAGCAUUCUUCCGUGUUUUACUGUGGCCACCGACUGCACAGGAUACAAGGUCUCUGUAAAGGAAUAACUACCUUGAUUGUGUUACGUUCUGAACUGACAUGAUGGUGAACUGCUGUGGUCUACUUAAUACCAACAAUGAGCCAGUUCCCCUGAAGAGCAUUGAGGUGGAGCUGGAGGUGAGGGACCAUGUGGCGACAGUGGUCUCCACUCUGAACUACGAGAACAAGGAGGACAAACCUCUGGAGGCUGUUUUCGUCUUCCCUCUGCCUGGAGACGCUGCUGUCUGUCACUUCAGUGCUCAGAUUGGACAGACACAGAUUGUAGCUGAGGUGAAGGAGAAACAGAAGGCUCGUGAGGAGUAUGAUGAUGCGCUGAGCUCCGGUCAGCAGGCCUUCCUGUUGGAGGAGAGCGAGCAGAGUCCAGAUAUAUUCACUCUGAGUGUGGGCAGUCUGCCUCCAGGAGAGAGCGCCUCCAUCAGGCUGGAGUACGUCAUUGAGCUGGCUGUGCAGGCGGAUGACGGGCUGAGGUUUUGUCUGCCUGCUGUGCUCAACCCUCGCUAUGAACCUCAGGGUUCUGAAGGUGCUGGUGUGCAGGUGACCUCUGUUCCAGCCUCUCUGGUUCCCUACAGUCUGUCGUUUUCUGUCCGAGUGUCGUCUCCUCGUCCAAUCUCCAAAGUGGAGUCCAGCUGCUCUCUGGAGCCUCUCCAGUACGUCAACACAGAGCAGACCCAGGCCACGGUCAAGUUGGCUGCAGGACACAAGUUUGACACAGAUGUUGAGCUGCUGAUUUAUUACAGAGAUGCUCACAAGCCCACUGCUGUGGUGGAGGCAGGACAGGAGUCUGCCAAACCAGGGAGUCUGAUGGGCGAUCCAGUCCUGAUGCUGAGCCUGUACCCUGAGUUCCCCCAGUCUGUGAUGUCUUCACUCGCCUCACGUGGAGAGUUUGUGCUCCUACUGGAUCGAUCUGGGAGUAUGGGUUGUCCAACGAGUAAUGGCAAGCAGCAAGAAACUCGAAUUGCCAGUGCCAGGGAUACUCUACUGCUCCUGUUGAAGAGCUUACCAAUGGGCUGCUACUUCAACAUCUACAGUUUCGGCUCCAGCUUUGAACACAUCUUCCCAAAGAGUGUGGAGUACAGUGAAAAGAACCUAGAAGAGGCUCUGAAGAAAGUCGAAUCGAUGCAGGCAAAUCUGGGAGGAACAAAGAUUCUCAAGCCCCUCACACAUAUUUUAAGCCAGACCUGCAUUUCUAAUCAACCUAGACAAGUUUUUGUCUUCACUGACGGAGAAGUGUCAAACACCAAAGAAGUGAUCAAUCUGGUUAAGAAGAAUUCAGGUUCCCACAGGUGUUUCUCUUUUGGGAUCGGGGAAGGGGCCAGCUCUGCUCUUAUCAAUGGGUUAGCCAAGGAAGGAGGAGGUCAUGCUCAGUUCAUCACAGGGGCUGAUAGGAUGCAACCUAAAGUGAUGCAGUCGCUGAGAUUUGCUCUGCAGCCAGCUGUGGUGGACAUCUCAGUCACAUGGGAUUUACCAACAGGAGUGUCUGUGACUGUUCUUUCGCCACCAAUCACAGCCCUUUUCCAGGGUCAAAGGUCACUGAUUUAUGCCCAACUCACCGGACAGAGUUCAGAGGCAGCAGAAGGCUGUGUGAUGGUGAAGUACAGCCUGGCAGGUCAUCUCUCUCAGAACCAGCUUCACUUCUCUCUCAAACCUCCAGAGGACAAUGGACUAACAGUCCACAGGUUGGGUGCUCGGACUCUGAUCCGCUCCCUAGAGACAGAGGAGAAAGAACACAGAGGACAGCAAGAUGGAGGAGUGAAGGAGAAGGUGGUGCAGCUCAGUGUCCAAUCAGGAGUGAGCAGCUCCUCCACGGCCUUCAUUGCCGUCAACAAAGGCAAUGGCGAGCCGAUUACAGGACCUCUAGUGCGGAGACCUGUUCCAACACCUGCUCUCAUGCAGCGACAGGGAAGUAAUUUCAGGGAGAUAACACUUUGUGCAAUGCCACUAAUGCCAGAAGUAGAGUCUGGCAGCGUGUUUAUGAACAAGAAGCUCAAAAGUAUGUGGAGACAAAAAACAUCUCCGAAGGAAAUGAUAGUUUCCAAGGGACUACAUGAGAUGUCCCUCGCCAUGUGUGAUUCCACUUUCUCAAUUCAGGAUCAUUCAAAGCAGCCACCCAGAGACCCUUUGCUGCAGCUGGUCUCCCUGCAGAAGGCGUCUGGCUGCUGGCUGCUUGAUCCGGCUCUGGCUGCUGCUGUGGGAAAGACCAACGAGGAGGUGGAGAACACAAAGCCUUCAGCUGUGAACCAGGAAGUGUGGGCCACCAUUCUUGCUCUGAUCUGGCUUCAUGGCUUCCAGAUGGAUGCUAAGCCAGAGUGGGAGCUUCUGGCUAUGAAGGCUGUGUCCUGGCUCCGUGCUCAGAAUGUACCAUCAGAGGGCAUGGAAGCUGGAAACACACUGUUGGGUUGCCAUGUGCAGAAAGACGCCAUGGGGCUCUGAGGAUUUUGUAUCUUAUAGGUGCCCAUUUUAGAGCAUUUAUUUUGUCUCAACAUUAAAGUCCUGCUUAUAUCAUGUUUACCAUUUUCAUUUGAUGCUAUGUUUCACGUGAAUGUAGCUGAGGGGUAGGGUGGUUGUCCUCCAAACAGAAGGUCGGUAGUCCAAUCCUCAAUCUUCUCCAUCUGCAUGCCAAAGUGUCCUUGGGCAAGAUACUGAACCCCUCAAAUGGCCCCUCGUAGAUGUUGAUGCACGAAUUGUAAAUCGCUUUGGAUAAAAGCGUCAGCUAAAUUUAAUGUAAUGAAUGUUACCCCUGCCAUGGAGGUUAUGUUUUCACUCCUGUCUGUUGGUUUGUUUGUUUGUAAGCAUAUUGUGCAAUAACUACUGGAAAUAUUUCAACAAAACUUGGCAGAAGCAUGUUGAAGAACCCAUUAAAUGUUGGUGUGAAUCCAGAAUCCAAAUUGCGCUUGAAGGAUAAUAAAGAUUUUUUUUUGACAACUUCAGUUAAUCACAAGCUGCACAAACCAAACAAGAGCAGCAGUAAUUUAAAUUCAUUUAAAUUAAAUUAAAUAAAUAAAAAAUGUUUUUAAACAAACAAACUGCCCCCGCAAUUCCUGCGCAGGAUGAUGUUCGCCGCAGGAUGGUGUGCGUCACACGCUGAUGUGAUGAUGUGCGCCGCAGAAUGUGCGCCGCAGGAGAUGUACAGUGCCUUGCAUAAGUAUUCACCCCCUUUGGACUUUUCUACAUUUUGUCAUGGUAUAACCACAGAUUAAAAUUUAUUUCAUCGUGAGUUUAUGUAAUGGACCAACACAAAAUAGUGCAUCAUUUGGAAGUGGGGGGAAAUAUUACAUGGAUUUCACAAUUAUUUACAAAUAAAAAUCUGAAAAGUG
Messenger RNA from Pleuronectes platessa (European plaice), 3437 nucleotides. RefSeq names its product von Willebrand factor A domain-containing protein 5A. The transcript has 19 exons. Bases 163 to 2553 code for a protein of 796 amino acids. Lineage: Eukaryota; Metazoa; Chordata; Actinopteri; Pleuronectiformes; Pleuronectidae. The record is from RefSeq and is a predicted model, not a curated record.